Molecule: messenger RNA, 1255 nt
Organism: Odocoileus virginianus texanus
Lineage: Eukaryota; Metazoa; Chordata; Mammalia; Artiodactyla; Cervidae
Source: RefSeq, a predicted model, not a curated record
UUUCCCUCCUACCCCUCGCGAGAACUUGAGAACUUGCUUCCGGGUCGAAGGGUUUACUUCCGGAGAGCGGGAAGGCUGAAACGCGGUGGCGAAACUGUAGCUGAGUUUGCACAGCUCUCGGUGGAGAAGGCUGUAGCCAUGGACAGGAGUGGCUUUGGAGAGAUGUUAUCUCCUGUGAUCCGGGAGGCAGAGGUGACUCGGACUGCACGCAAGCAGAGUGCCCAAAAAAGAGCUUUGAUUCGGGCAUCCCAAGAUGAAAUUUUUUCUAAUACCACUCCAAGAAACCAGGUUAUGCCCCGAACUCCCAGCUCAUUUCGACAACCUUUUACUCCACCAAGCCGGAGCCUACUGAGGCAGCCAGAUGUAUCCUGCAUUCUUGGAACUGGAGGGAAGUCUCCUCGGCUUACACAGUCUUCAGGGUUCUUGGGAAAUCUGUCUAUGGUGACUAACCUGGAUGACAGUAACUGGGCCACUGCUUUCUCAUCACAGCGUGCGGGGCUGUUCACAAACGCAGAGCCCCACAGUGUGACAGAGGAUGUGACCCUCAGUGCUGUUAUGUUACGUGAGGAUGAUCCUGGAGAAGCUGCAUCCAUGAGUAUGUUUUCUGAUUUCCUGCAGUCUUUUUUGAAGCACUCUUCAACUACUGUUUUUGACCUUGUAGAAGAGUAUGAGAACAUCUGUAGUAGUCAGGUAAAUAUACUGAAUAAAAUAGUGAGCCGAGCAACACCUGGACUUCAGAAGUUUUCAAAAACAGCCAGCAUGCUCUGGCUUCUUCAACAGGAGAUGGUCACAUGGAGGCUGCUGGCUUCUUUGUAUAGAGACCGAAUACAGUCUGCAUUAGAAGAUGAAAGUAUGUUUGCAAUUACUGCUCUUAAUGCCAGUGAAAAAGCAGUUGUGGAAGCAUUGUUUCAGAGAGAUUCACUUGUGCGACAAAGUCAGCUGGUGGUAGAUUGGUUAGAAAGCAUUGCCAAAGAUGAAAUUGGAGAUUUUUCUGAUAAUAUUGAAUUUUAUGCAAAAUCGGUGUAUUGGGAAAAUACUCUGCAUACCUUGAAACAGCGGCAACUAUCUUCUCAUAUAGGAAGUGUCCGUCCUCUUGUUACUGAAUUGGACCCUGAUGCUCCUAUAAGACAGAAGAUGCCACUUGAUGAUCUGGAUAGAGAAGAUGAAGUCAGAUUACUCAAAUAUCUUUUCACUCUGAUUCGUGCUGGAAUGACAGAAGAGGUAAAUACACACCCUGCUCGUCCUGUGUCAGAAA